AUGGCUCAAGAAAUUGAACAUUAUCUAAAGGAACAAUUCGAGAAAGUCCUUGAUGGGAAAGACCAAAGUAUCUCCAAAAUUCCCAGGUACAACCAAUUUCAAGAAAUAAAGUCUUUGCUUGUAGACAUUUUCAGCUCAUCCUCCCCUGUAGAUUCAUCCAUCAGGGACAAGCUUUACUACCUCAACAACGUUGUCACUGAGUGCCAGAUGCUAACAAGAAAACACGGUUUCAAUUCUCCUGAGGAGCUACUCACCAUUAACAGAAUCAGGAGGGAGUUAAAUAAGAUCAAGAGGGAACUCAAGGCUACGAAAGAUAAACUACAACCUAACAACGGUGUUUCAAGCUCACAGGGCACAGAGACAAGCUCACGGAACACAGAGAUUUCGAGGUGGACUACUCAUGUAGUAGAUGAUUCCAAGGUUUAUGGAUUUGAUGAUAAUGUGGUGUCAAUGGAAAAGUUGCUUCUUGAAAAAGAAAGUCAUGAUCGGUUCAAGGCAGUAGGCAUUGUUGGUAGGGAAGGGAUAGGAAAAACAACACUUUGCCAAUUGAUAUUCAACAAACCAGAGGUGAAAAACAACUUCCUUCCAAGGAUCUGGGUGUGCAUGGCCAGACACCCGGAUGAAGAUGAAGAUCUAAAAGUAGCAAUUGUCAAAAGAAUGUUGGUGUACCUUGGAGUUGGAAGGGAGACGGUGAAGUCCAUUUUCGAUGAGAAGCGUGGCCUCGAAGGACUGUUGUGUGCUCUCUACCAGCAAUUGGUGGGCAAGAGGUAUCUGAUUGUGCUUGAUGAUGCUAGGGAGACCGAUUCAUGGUACGGACAGUUGGAUUCUUGUUUGAGCCGUGAUAAGAAAUGGGACGAUGGGUUCGCAUUUGGAUUGCCAAAAGGGAAUGGGGGUAGAGUCAUAGUCACAAGUAGGAAUGAAGAACUAGCAAAGAUGAUGGUUGGAGAAGAAAAUAUACAUCGCCUUUUGCCGCUUUCAGACCCUGAAAGCUGCUGGAAAAUAUUCAAAGACGCAGUUGAGAAUGAUCCGAUUCUAUCCUAUCCCUCAGACUUGGAAGAUCUGAAGUUGGAAAUCAAUCAAAAAUGUGGGGGCAUUCCAUUAGCAGCAAAAAUGAUGGGACAGGCAAUGCUUGAACAAGUUCCGAAGUAA
This is a messenger RNA of Prunus armeniaca (apricot), 1149 nucleotides long. The record is from the annotation of a GenBank genome assembly. NCBI's taxonomy places the organism in Eukaryota, Viridiplantae, Streptophyta, Magnoliopsida, Rosales, Rosaceae.